This is a messenger RNA of Dictyostelium purpureum, 237 nucleotides long. RefSeq lists its product as uncharacterized. NCBI's taxonomy places the organism in Eukaryota, Evosea, Eumycetozoa, Dictyosteliales, Dictyosteliaceae. The annotation marks the transcript as partial. The record is from RefSeq and is a predicted model, not a curated record. The transcript has a single exon.
AUGCUAUCACCAUAUAAAUCAUUACCUUUAUAUUUACAUCAAAGAAUUUUAGAAUAUUGUUGGUAUGACAACACAAUAGAGUUUAAAUGGAAAUUAUCAUUAAAUCUAAUUUCAAAAAAACAUUUCAAUUUUAUUUCAAAAUUAUUUACAAUCCUAAACCACUCUUUAUUAAAGGACCCUUCAUUAAUAGAAAAAAUAGACAACCCAUAUAAUUGUUAUAAAUACCCACUAUCGAUG